Effrenium voratum is the source of this 2796-nucleotide messenger RNA. NCBI's taxonomy places the organism in Eukaryota, Dinophyceae, Suessiales, Symbiodiniaceae. The record is from the annotation of a GenBank genome assembly.
AUGGCAGUAUGGUGGGAGCCUGGUCAGGAUGAAUUCACCGACAGGAAUGGCGAGUCCCCUUUUGUGGCGAAAGAAUUUCUGGAAGAGAGCAACUUCCAGCACCUGUACAAGGGAACUGGAGAGCCGCGGGCCGUGGACGCCCACGAGCUCGCUGCUUCCUUCACUUGUGCCGUGAAUACCUUCGUGCAGCACUACUGGACAUGCCUCAAGGACUACGAGGUCACUAUCGAGCGGCACGUCGAGGGCUCUGGUCACCUAGCUUUGGAGGCAAUGAUGCCGAAGUGGCAGGAGGACCUUGUGGAGCAUUUUGGAAUUGGCCUCGACCCAGAGGCCACCAUCAAGAUGUACACCAGCGGCACGAUGGUGGCCAUUCGCCGCGUGGUGAAGAUUUGCUCGCUGCAAGCUGAUGGACUGACAGUGUAUCCUUCCGAUGUGAAGUUGCCGGAGGGGCUGGACCUUGGACAAGUCGGAAGACCUUCCUCGAUCGAAUCCACGGACGAGGUGGGAAAGACCAAGCGCACGCUCUUCCGACCAUUUCAAUUUCCGGUGGACAUCCCUGGACUGGACUACCAUGAGUUCAUCCACACCAACUUUUCAGACUGGAGGGGGAGGAGGCCGAUCCACUUUUUCGAGCGCAAGCCCUUCCACCGAGCCCUGAACUGCGCCAUCUGCCAGGAUGCGCCGAACGUUCUGAAGGCCGUGAUGAAGAUUAUCAUGGACAUGAACUACUUCAUCAACUCGGUGCAUCAUGCUGGAGGGGUUUUCUACAGCGGAGUUGGCAUUGGAGAAUCCUUGCGGCUGGUUCGAGACGGGGCAAAGCUGCGCAUGCCGCGAUUUUUGUCGACCACCACGGAGCUGAAAUUUGCAAAGUCACGGCUAACCGACAAAGUGGGGCCUGCUCUUCUGGUGGUUCGAGUGCCACACGGCUUUUGGGGUGCAAGAGAUAUAUCAGCCUUCUCCUCUUGCCCAGAGGAGAAUGAAACGAUGUUUUGUGCAUACGCAUUGUUUGAAGUGGAGCGCGUAUCCUCAAUCAAAUUGCAAGGUCAAGAAGUGACCCGCAUCGAUCUGAAAGCUUUAGACAAGUAUGAAGGAAUCGAGUAUCCGGAUGUGUCCUAUCCACCGUUUCACCAUGCCGAAGUUGAUUUGGAUGAGCUAGACGCCCAUCAUAGCUAUGUUCGCUUCUUGACGGGGCUGCUCCGUCUCAUUCAUUGGCCUCUGGAUCGAAGCGUUGGCUGCUGUGUCACUGUUUCGUGCGUGCUUUGCAUCAUAGCCGCUGACUCCUUUGCGUACUUCGGAGGCAAGACUUGGGGCAAGACGCCGCUGAUUAUGAUCAGCCCCAAGAAAACCCAAGAGGGAGCCUUGUGCGGCCUGCUGGGCUCGGUCUUGAUGGCGCUGCUUUGUGACCAGGCUUGGGGUUUCCCCUCGGACCCCCUCGUUUCAGCGAGCGUGGGCGCUCUGGUCUUCUACGCCAGCCUCCUUGGGGAUCUCGUCGUCUCAGCCAUGAAGCGGGACGCGAAAGUCAAGGAUGCUGGGUCCCUCAUUCCUGGGCAUGGUGGCAUUCUCGACCGUUUUGACUCCUACUUCUUUGCGCCUGCAGUGGCCUACUUUUGUUGGCCAGUUGCCAUGGAUGCAUCCCAAUGGCUCGCCGAGCUCCCGAGCAAUCCGGAAGCUUAUGCGUGGUGGCCCAUCAUACUCUACAUGUUUUAUUUGAUGUCUGUCGUCUGCGACGACUACCUCCUGCCGGCGGUGGACGCCAUCAGUGCCCGCUUCCACAUCCCAGAUGAUGUGGCAGGAGCUACUCUGGUGGCCUUUGCAUGCAACGGUCCGGAACUUCUGACCAACAGCUGCUCCAUCUACUUGAACGACAGCUCUGUCGGCAUGGGUACCAUCGUCGGCUCUGCGAUCUUCAAUGUCCUGGUGAUCACGGGCUGCUGCCCACUGGUCGCGCCGAAGCGCGCGCUGAAGAUCAACCCUGCCUUUUUCUUGCGGGACGCGGGCUUUUCGGCCGUCUCCAUUUGGCUUCUGUGGUGGGCGCUCCCCGUGGUGGACUUGCUCAGAGCUUCCACGUUGCUGGCCUUCUCCGUGCUUUACGCCGUCGUGGUUGCGAAGAGCGAGCAGUGGUUUGGCGGCCAUCACUACGAUGGCACAGAAUCCUUGGCCUCUGGCCUGAUUACUUCACCUUCGAAAAUAGCCAGGCAAGUGUCUGAAUUAUCAAUGGAUGAUCUCCAGAUGCCAUUGGUGACAUCCCGAAGAACUCUGGUGGACGUUCUACUGUCACCCGGUGGUGUCUUGCUCUGGCUGACCAUCCCCAACGUAAAGCUGCAACCCAGCCGAUAUUUUGGGAGCUUCUUCGUGUCUAUGGCGUGGCUCAGCAUCACGGCCUACGUCGUUUGUCUCGGCUCUGACCGCAUCAACCUCUUUUGGGGCAUCCCGCGCAGCUUCCUGGGGCUCACCCUGGUGGCGGUGGGCACUUCUUGGCCAAAUCUGCUGGCCUCGGUGGCGACUGCCAGGCAAGGCCGGGGCGAGAUGGCGGUGAGCAACGCACUCGGGAGUAAUGUCCAGAACGUGUUCUUUGUACUUGCAUUGCCCAUCUUCGUGAGCGUCCUGGUGCGGGGCGACUACACCAGCGACAGCGCGGAGAUCUUGUCCUCGGUCUUGUGGAUGGGAGCCACACUGGCCGUGGUGGGCCUUUUGAUCAGCUUCUCAGGCUUUGUCUUGCGAGCCUGGGCGGGUGCCAUCUUCGUCGGGGUUUACUUCUUGUACCUCAUACAAGCCUCACGCGAGUUGCUGGCAUAG